Molecule: messenger RNA, 1047 nt
Organism: Chaetura pelagica (chimney swift)
Lineage: Eukaryota; Metazoa; Chordata; Aves; Apodiformes; Apodidae
Gene: TRIM39
Product: tripartite motif containing 39
Exons: 6
Coding region: 1-1047 (348 amino acids)
Molecular function (GO): protein binding
Source: RefSeq, a predicted model, not a curated record
AUGGGUGUCCCGUUAAAACUCCAGAAAUUCCUGGAACAUCUUUCAAAGGAAGUGGAGGAUGUGAAGAAGCAUGAGUCAGUGGAAAGAAUGAAAACCCAGGAAUGCAAGGACACAGUGAAGAAGAAGCGGGAGAGGAUUGUGAGCGAGUUUGGGAAGCUGCAUCGGCUGCUGGCUGAUGAGGAGAAGCUGCUGCUCCAGAAGCUGGAGGAGGAGGAGAAGCAGAUUCUGCUGAUGAUCACUGAAAACCUGACCAGGCUGAUGGAGCAGAAGAUCGUGCUGGAGGAGCUGAUCUUGGAGAUAAAGAAGAAGACCCAGCAGCCGGCUGACACACUGCUCAAGGAUAUGAAGAGCAUCCUGAGCAGGUGUGAGGAGGUGAAGUUCCAGUCCCCCAAGCCUGUGUCUGUGACCCUGAAGGAAAACUAUAGCAUCCCUGAGCACUGCCUGGGCAUGAGAGACAUGCUGAAGAAGUUCAGAGUGGACGUGACUCUGGACCCUGAGACGGCGCACCCCGAGCUUGCCCUGUCCGAGGACCGCAAGAGCGUGCGGCGUGGCAGCAAGAGGCUCUUUCUCUCUCUCUUCGACAGCCCCAAGAGGUUCAGUGCCGUGCCGGUGGUGCUGGGUGCUCAGAGCUUCUUCUCAGGCCGCCACUACUGGGAGGUGCAGGUGGGAGACAAGCCCGAGUGGGGCCUGGGGCUGUGCCUGGAGUCUGCGAGCCGGAAAGGCAACGUCCUCUUCUCCCCAAGUAAUGGCUACUGGGUGCUGCGGCUGCAGAAUGGGGGCAGCUAUGAGGCCCUCACAUCACCCGUGUCCCCCCUGACCCUGGGUGUGAGGCCCCGGCGCAUUGGGAUCUUCCUGGACUACCAGGCAGGAGAAAUCUCCUUUUACAAUGUGAGCGACCACUCCCACAUUUACACCUUUACUGACAAGUUUUCGGGGAAGCUCCGGCCUUUCUUCUACCUGGGUUCCUUUUUGGGGGGCAGAAACGUAGAGCCCUUAGUGAUCUCCUGGGUCAGGGACACGCAGGAGACUGGGUGCAUCAUCCUGUGA